AUAUUUCUACUUUCAGUUUCGUUAUUUUAAAACCCGGAAAUACGUUUUGUUAAUGAAUCAUUUUUCGUAAGAUAUUUAAAGUUAGAUAAAAAAAACCCAGUUUAGGAACUAGAUAGACUGUAAAGGAAAACGGUUUGACGAAAAAUUACAAGUAUAGCGUGUGUUUGAAACCGUAUGAUGAACUGUCCGGCAGCAAUUCUGGUGGUAUUGUUUGUUUUCCUGGAGAAUGGAGUUGUUGGGGAGCAGUUGUCAGAUUACCUGUGGGAACAGACAGCAAACUACCAUCAGAAAGCACUAGUUUCUAACUACAUUCAGGGAAUCAAGAAUGUGUCACUCGAUCCAACUGAGUUUGGGGCCUACAAUAUCCAGGAUGCAGUGUAUGUUUACUGGUUCAAGGAAAGCAUUGACAUUGCAGCCAACAGAACAACUGAUACAGCUCUUAAACAGUUCUUACUAAACAAAUCAAAAAGUCAUGAUCUAGAAUACAAGAAGGCAUUUAAAGCGUGGCAUAUCAAAGAUACGGAUGGAAUCCAGCUAGGAAGUGCCUGUCAAAAUUAUGUGAAUCACCUUAUGAAUGUUGCCAAAACAAUGGAUGGCAACUACCUUGUUACAGCAUUGAUACCAUGUGCUAGACUCUGGCCUUGGCUUGGCCAAAAAAUCGGGGCAGAUUCAGGAAAGUUUGGUAUCUAUAACAAAUGGGUUCAGGAAAAUUUAGAUCCAAACUAUACUGGGUACACGAAAUAUGAAAAGGUUAUUAACGACGCAUUUACAAAAGGGACAAUAACUAAAGAGAAAGCACUGCAGGUCUAUGGGGAAAGUAUGAUGGGAGAAGUAGCGUUCUUCAAUUCCGUAUAUAAAACCAUCCAGCAAGAUCACCAUGGAAAAUUCUGAGGACAGCGGACUGUCUAUCUUAUCUUCUGCUCUAAAGGAUUCUAUAUAUUAUUGCAUACUGUCUCCAUGUGAAACGAACAUGAAUAAUUGUUGUAAGACUAUACCAUGACAUUUCUAAACUUUAAAGGCUGUGACCUGUGUUCUUUAAGCACGUUAGUAGAAAAACACCACUAGGAUCAGAAUGUAAGAUUAUCUUAUAAUUUUCUAUUCAUUCUAAAAUCUUUCCCACACAUUAUGCAUCUCAAAUUUUCACUGAACAGCAAAUAGGAAUCUUUAAACUUUCCAAAUGUAUCGAUCAGUCGCGUAGUAUGUUAGAAGAACGUGUAUUGGAACCAUAAAAAGUAUUAAAUGCGCAAAAUUUGCAAGAUAUUGUCUUAAGCUAACUAAAACUCUUGGUGAAUAAAUAUAAAUAUUAAAUAUGACCCAAUCAAUAAUACGUUGUCGAGAAAUAGAGAGACCAUUUCAAUUAUCUUGGCUUCGAGACAAAGAGACAGUGUCAAUCGGUUUUCAGUCAAAAUCAGUUUCCUCUCACAGAGACAAUGUUAUUUUAACAUAUUUGGCAUUUAAGUCCACUUGUCAUUCAAUGGAGAUAAUAUUUUACUCCAUAGUUUCUAUGUAAGACGAGCGAGAAUAAUAACAGCUUAUGUGUGUACGUCUGUCACAUGGUAUGUGUACGUGUGUCACAUGGUAAACAAUGUAAGUUAAUCGGCUCCAGAAAUGCAGACUAGGGCAGUAUUUUCUACAAUCCAGGAAUUGGUAUUGAAAACAUUAUAUAUUUGUUGAUUACUUCAAGCUGAAAAUAUAUAAUAUUCAUGUCA
Messenger RNA from Mercenaria mercenaria, 1709 nucleotides. RefSeq lists its product as uncharacterized. The record is from RefSeq and is a predicted model, not a curated record. The transcript is spliced from 6 exons. Gene Ontology annotation, cellular component: cytosol. The coding region runs from base 175 to 891 and encodes 238 amino acids. NCBI's taxonomy places the organism in Eukaryota, Metazoa, Mollusca, Bivalvia, Venerida, Veneridae.